This is a messenger RNA of Dentiscutata heterogama, 1536 nucleotides long. The record is from the annotation of a GenBank genome assembly. NCBI's taxonomy places the organism in Eukaryota, Fungi, Glomeromycota, Glomeromycetes, Diversisporales, Gigasporaceae.
CCACGAUUUCUUAGAAGAAAUUUAUCAUAUUUACAACAAAAGCCUAGUAAAAAGCUAACAAAAAAGUCUAAAAAUGUACAAGAGAGAAAGGGGAUUACAUUUGACGAAUUGUUCGAAUAUCGUGAAAAAGAGGAACAAUUUCUUUCCACUAGCCGAAUCAAACGUGCACUUCAACUUACUUUUGAAGGAUUAGUCGUUCAUGCCAACCACGUGCCAGAAGAAGAACCUCAUCUCCAUAUAGAAUGCGAGAUUACUCUUUAUAAAAUCAAAAGGGACCAUUCAAGGAAACGUAGGGCAAAUAAUGGGAAAUGGGACUCGUGUGAAUAUAGACAAAUUUUCCGUACCAUCAUUCAGAUGAUUUACGGCGAGGGUGGUUGCUAUGUCAAAGAUCUUAAGUCACUUCAGCCUUAUGUUACAAGUUUUGAUGAUACAGGAGAGCCCGUUCAGGAUAUAAUCCUCAAUUUUCGCGUUUAUGCCAUCAAUAGCCAGACGUGGCCUCCAUAUACGACCCUGUCAUCAUCUCAAAUACCGGUAGGUAAUGAGUACGGAAAGCUAAACUCUGCAUACAACCUUGGGGAUUGUUCUAAUACGCGUCGAGCUCUGUGUAACCAAUUGGGAGUUAUUGAGAAUGGAAAAUUUAUCAAGGAUGGACAAUAUGAUUUGAAUUUGAGGCUGACGCAUGAACAAGAAUCCAUAAUAUCUUCUGAUUGGAAGAUACGUUUUACUCUUUAUUGGGAUUGCAAAGUACAUCUUCCACUGAGACCUAUAGAGACUAGUCCAUUAGCAGUUUCUAAUAUACACCAUGACGAAUUACCAGUAACCUAUAUAUAUCGUGUAGCUGAUUGUCAGUUGACCCAAGUUGUUAAAGGGUUUCGAUGUCCAUGGUGUUCUCAUCUUCGUUUUAAAGAUAGUGGGAGCAUGAUGAUUCAUCUUCGUUGUAAUCAUAUUCAUCUAAAGUUCGGAACAAAGAUUGGCAGACAAUUACCGAGCGAUCGUAUUAUAAUCGUGAGUUCAAACGAAGAUUUUUCAGAAUUUGAUUAUUUCAUAAUUGACAAGAAGGAUGGUAGUUGGACUGUAAAGCCAUUCAUAUAUCCGCUCAAAAGGCUUCAGUCUACUUCGCAAGCUUCACCUGCGUUAUUACCUACCAAUAAUUUUUAUCAUUCUCAUACGUUCAUGCCAUUCAAAGAUGGUGAUGUUGAUUCCGAAGACGAAAUUUGUACGCAUUGGUUAGAACAGCUAAAUGAUGAGACUCUGGAUGAACUUUCUGAUGUGAGUGAUAAAGGAAAGCAAAUGAUGAAAAUUUGGAAUAGAUAUAUAGAGCCACAAAGGGGACUUGCCGAUCGUAAUCUCCCUGAUGUAUGUCUCCAGUUCGCCAAGACACGCGCUCGUCAAAUUGCUGAAUUAGAACUGAGAAAUGAAUUCGCAUUUCACUUACUCAAUAUCUUGGAAUUUAAAUUGAUUGAUAGUGCAUGUGUCACUAGAUGUUUAGGAUUUGUAGAUAAAGUCACUAACAAGAAAGUUUCUUGCUUGAAUUGA